CGCGCGCCGAGUCCUCAGGGCCGCAGAGGAGCCGAAGGCUGCGCGGCGAACGUCGCAGGAGUCACCUUGCGCGCGGAAGUGCGCUUGCCUUGGUUUGCUUUCAAAUAAGAGCUAGAGAGUUCCCUGACAGGCGUAUUUGGGGGAAUUCAUCGCUGAGUCUUCGGCCGCCCCCUCCCUGCAGGCUGCCCCUGAGCCCUUGGGGCGCCGCGCCCGAGAGAAAGGGGGGGACCUGCGCGCAGCCUGGCAGGAAGAGUGAUCGUGGGAAUUCAGCUAUCUGCCCAGGCAAUAUGAAGAUUUUAUUUGUAGAACCUGCCAUUUUCCUUAGUGCGUUCGCUAUGGCUUUGAUCAGUCCACUGGCAACACAGUAUGUUUAUAGGAGAAUAUGGGAAGAAACAAGCAACUACAGUUUUUCAUUUGAUAGCAAUAUCUCUGAGUGUGAAAAAAACAAAAGCAGCCCAAUAUUUGCAUUCCAGGAGGAAGUUCAGAGAAAAGCAUCUCUUUUUAGCCUGCAGAUGGACAUAAGUGGGUUAAUUCCUGGUCUAGUGUCUACAUUCAUACUUUUGUCAAAUAGUGAUCACAGUGGACGAAAACUCCCUAUGAUCUUGUCGUCUGUUGGUGGUCUUGCAACCACCAUUUGGCUCUGUUUGCUUUCCUACUUUGCAUUUCCAUUCCAGCUUUUGAUCGCCUCUGCCUUUAUUGGUGCAUUUUGCGGCAAUUACACCACAUUUUUUGGAGCUUGCCUGGCCUAUAUAGUUGAUCAGUGCAAGGAACACAAACAAAAAACAAUUCGAAUAGCUAUAAUUGAUUUUAUACUUGGAGUUGUUACUGGACUAACGGGACUGUCAUCUGGCUACUUUAUUAGAGAGCUAGGUUUUGUGUGGUCAUUUUUAAUCAGUGCUGUGGUUCUUACUGUUAACUUGAUCUACAUUUUGUUUUUUCUGAGUGAGCCAAUGAGAGAGUCUUCAUCUCAGAAUGUUACUAUGUCAUGUGGUGAAGGCUUUAAAAACCUAUUUUACCGAACUUACAUGCUUUUUAAAAAUGCUUCUGGUAAGCGACGGACUUUUCUCUGUUUGUUACUUUUUACAGUGAUCACUUAUUAUUUUGUGAUCGUUGGCAGUGCCCCGAUUUUUAUCCUUUAUGAAUUAGAUUCACCGCUCUGCUGGAAUGAAGUUUUUAUAGGUUAUGGAUCAGCUUUGGGGAGUGCCUCUUUUUUGACUAGUUUCCUAGGAAUAUGGGUUUUUUCUUAUUGUAUGGAAGAUAUUCACAUGGCCUUCAUUGGAAUUUUUACCACCAUGGCAGGAAUGGCCAUGACGGCAUUUGCCAGGACAACACUGAUGAUGUUUUUAGCCAGGGGGCCGUUCCUUUUCGCUAUUGUGCCAAUGUCUGUUCUGCGGUCCAUGUUGUCAAGAGUGGUUCAUUCUACUGAACAAGGUACCCUGUUUGCUUGCAUUGCUUUCUUAGAAACACUUGGUGGAGUUGCUGCGGUUUCUAUUUUUAAUGGAAUUUAUUCCACCACCGUGGCUUGGUUCCCUGGCUUCAUUUUCCUGCUGUCUGCUGGUCUAUUACUCAUUCCAGCCAUCAGUUUAUGUGCCAUCAGGUGCACCGGAUGGGAUGAGGGAAGCUACGUACUCCUCACACAGGAAGAGUCCAGCCAGGAGGCUUCAGACAGAUGAUGGGGUUUUUCACAUCAAAACCAUUAAUAUGCAUAUCAUGUACUGUGACUUCCGAAGGCCAUAAACUAAAUCCGCAACCAGUGCUUCAAUAACAACCAACGUUACAUACGCUUUCUUCUAAACUGAGCAGGCAGAGAAGUGGCCCCCAGCUUUCGAUCUUACAGCACCGUGCACUUUGAGCACUUGGUUCAUCUCAGGUGAUGUAUUUCCAACACACAGCACAACAAAGCUUCCAUACUUCUCACUUUGGGCCUUAGAAAAGAAACUGAAACUUAAUGGUGUAGCAAGGGAUUAAGAAACUUGAUACGGUAAAUGGCAGUACUCUCUCUGAUAGGAGUAUACUCCAGUCUCUCCCAUGAAACCAAGAAGAAUUCUUUACCUCAGUUUAUCCAUCUGCAAAAUGGGUUUCUGGCCCCUCUCUCAGGGAUUAUGAAAGUAUAAUGAAAAUUAUGAUGAAUCACUCACUGAUAGGAAAAUAAUUAUAUAGUUUUAAAUAUUUAUAAUGUAAUUUUACCCAUAUUUGGGUAACGCUUUGUUUUAUAGAGCCAUUAAGGUGUCAUCGAUAGUCAAAGCUUUUAAUAGAAAACCCUUAAAAGGGAGGUACUUUAAAAAAUAGGUUAUUUUUCACUUUUCUUAAUAUGUUUCAUUAGUGACAAGCAUGUUAACAUUUUAAAUGUAAAAUGGGGAUAACUGGGAAAAAAUAAGAUUAUAAAUAAAAUUGUUCUAAAGAAAUUUAAAAACCGAGUGAACAGCUAAUCAUGGCAUAAAGCAACCAAUGUUAUAGGAGCGAUGUUUGCUGUCUGUGUCAGUGGAAGGAUAUCCUCAUUCCACAAGCCCUGCUGGGACUUCUACCUCUACUCUUAUCUACCCAGCUUUUGUUCAUCCUCCGCACUGCUUGGAGAAAGGCAUUUCUAAAUCCCAGACCUUGUACUGUUCAAGUUAGACCCAUCAGUUUCUGGCCAGGGCUGGGUUUGAACCCACCACCUCUGGCAUAUGGGGCCAGCACCCUACUCCUUUGAGCCACAGGCGCCGCACUCAAGUUAGACCUUUCAGUGGCUGUCACACAUAAGCAAACAAUCAAAUGAGCACACUAGACAUGAUUCCACCCCUUCCCAUUUUUUUUUUCUUUUUUUUGACACAGAGUCUCACUCUGUUGCUCCAGGCUAGAGUGCCAUGGUGGCGUCUCAGCACCCUCAACCUCCUGGGCUCAAGUGAUCCUCCUGCCUCAGCCUUCUGAGUAGAUUGGACAACAGGCACGCUCAAUGACACAUGGCUAGUUUUUUCUAUUUUUAGUAGAGAUGGGAUCUUGCUUUUGCUCAGGCUCCCUUUCAUUUAUUUAUUUAUUUAUUUUGAGACAGAAUCUCACUUUGUCACCCUCAGUAGAGUGCUGUGGUGUCAUAGCUCAAACUGACAACCUCAAACUCUUGGGCUCAAACGAUUCUCUUGCCUAAGCCUUCCAAGUAGCUGGGACUACAGGUGCCCACCACAUGCCCAGCUGUUUUUUUUUUAGAGACAACGUCUCACUCUGGGUCAGGCUGGUCUUGAACCUAUGAGUUCAGGCAAUCCACCUGCCUCAGCCUCCCAGGGUGCUAGGAUUACAGGCAUGAGCCACCUCACCCUGGUUUUGACCUCCUGAGUUCAAACAACCUGUCUCAGCCUCCCAGAGUGCUAGGAUGACAGGUGUGAGCCUGUCAUGCCUCUGUGUCUUUUUACACACUGUCCUUCUGCCCUUCCUCCCACAUGGUUUUCACAUCUCAGCAAAACCUUGCUUCCCCUUCGUAGCCAGCCUCGCAGCCUUGAUUCACUGCCUUGCCCCGAGUCCCUGCUGGGUUCCCACAGCUCUCUGUGUGUGCUCUGAUCCUAGCAUUUUCCAUCAUCUUGUAAUUAUUAGAUUGUGCUACUUGGCUACUUGACAAUCAUUGCUCUGAUGACAGGGCCAAUCUCUGAUUACUUAUUAUAUCCUCAAUAAAUAUAUUUUUUGAAUUAAAUGACUACAAUAGUUUAUUUUAAAAUCAUUUAAAGUUAUACCUUUAAUGUCUUAUGAGAGUAACUAUUGAUACUAUGCCAAAGUCAUUAAGCCAGCCUUUUAAACAAAUUGAAAAAUAUGCUAGCCUAUUUUCUUUCAUUCAUUCUUCCUUCCUUCCUUUCUUUCUCUUCCUCUCUCUCUCUCUUUUCUUUCCUUUCUCUUUCUUUCUUGACAGUCUCCUUCUGUCACUGCCAGCUAGAAUGUAGUGGUGUCAGCUUAGCUCACUGCAACCUCAAACUCCUGAUCGUAAGUGAUCCUCCCACCUCAGCCGCCAAGAAUACUAGGAUUGUAGGUUGGAGCUACAGAUAUACUUUUAUAGUACUUUCUUUUUUUGGAAAUACAGUCUCACUCUAUCACUCUGGGUAGGGUGUCGUGGCAUCAUAGCUCACAAUCACUUCAAACUCUUGGGCCUGAGCAAUCUUUUUGUGUCAGCCUCCCGAGUAGCUGAGAUUACAGGUGUGCACCACAAUGCCCAGCUAGAUAAUACUUUCAUAGGUCUUUCAAUAUCUCCUUUUUUUCUAGGUUAUCAUACGUAAUAACACAGAUGCCUUGAAGUGCAACUAGAUGGUUAAUUUCCUUGUAAUCUCUCGAAAGCAGAUAUAGUCUUUUGUUUGACAGUAUUGCUUAGGGCUUUUUCCUGUAAGGACAUCAAUGAUUCCUUGACUAGAAAAUGGCGCUAAUUAUUCAAUAUGCUAAAUUAUUUCCAAGGUCAUUCCUUUUAGGUUUAGCUAAUGUCCUCUGGGUUGGAGACCCUUCUAGUAACUGAGUGCUUUUCAGAUUGAUUGAUUGAUUGACUGACUUUGUUUUCCUUCCUGUCCAAUGCUCUUCCCAAACCAAAAGACAAAGCACCUUAUGCUACAGAGUACCACAGAGUGCUUUCUCUAUUAACUUACUUCAUUCUCUUAAUAACUCUGUAAAGUAGAUCUUCAUUUUCCUUGUUUUACUGAUGAGGAAGGCCAAGUCUGAGAGAUUUAGCUUGCCUGUGGUCAUUCAGCUACCGUCAAGCAACAGCAUUACCCACAAAUGCACCUGUGAGGAUCUUCACAGCCAGGGUUCGCACAGGACAGAUUACAAACCCAAAAGCAAGAACCAUAUCACAUAGAGUAUGAAGUGGCCACCAAAAACACCUUAGCACAACCCGUACUCAACUAAACUGCCUAUAAUUAUCAUCUUUUUGAGGUUAGACGAGAUAUCUAUAAAGUCCCUUCCAGCUCAGCAUUCCAUGGUUUUGCACAUUUCAUCAGAGCUGAAGCAGGCACAGACAGCACUGUUUAAUACAGUUGAAGGAUUAACAGAUGAUUUCUCAGUUGCACAGAAACUCUAUUGGAGAUGUAGUUAAGUGUGUCAGGGGAUUAGAAUGAAGGGGUCCAGGGCAAAAUGUAGCAUGAAUGAACUUAGCCAUCUCCAAAUUGUCUGUCAUAAAAGCCAGUUAGUAAAUAUGCUGCUGAAGAGGCUGAAGAAACAUGCAAGCUGAUGGGCUGGGGGAUGUGUCUCCAGACAAACAAAGCAAAACGAACAAAACCAAACACUAUCAUCGAAACUCCAAGGGAGGUGCUUCGUAUCUCAUGGCUGAAUAUCUCUAUGAUCACCUUUGAAGUACUCCCCUUGAGAAGCUGUGCACUGAUGUCAGUGCCUAGUCCGUACUUCAAAGCAAUUUCGGAACGCUUUUUCUGGAAUGGCCAUCAGAGCCGUUGUUGUAUUACCCUUGAUGUCUUGAAUGUCAUCAAUAUUUCCUUUAUCUUUGAAUAAAGUCACUUGGGGCCAGAUCAGGUGAGUAGGGAGGGUGUUCCAAUAUAGUUACUUACUGACUAAAAACUCCCUCAUAGACAGUGUUGUGGGAGCUGUUGGAUUGUUACGAUGCAAGAGCCACGAGUUGUUGGCCAAGAAUUUCAGUUAAGAUUUUCCUUUGGGUGGGGGCAGUGGUUCAUGCCUGUAAUCCCAGCACUUUGGGAGCCUGAGGCAGGUGGAUUGAUUGAGAUCACAAGUUUGAGACCUUCCAGAGCAAGAGCAAGACCCCAUCUGUAAAACUAGCCAGGCAUUGGGUGCCUAUAGUCCCAGCUACUUGGGAGGCUGAGGCAAGAGAAUCCCUUGAGCCCAAGAGUUUGAGGAUGCCACAGAACUCUAACCAAAGCAAGAAAGGAAGACUCUAUCUCAAAAAAAAAAAAAAAAAAAAAAAAUGAAACAGAUUUUCCUGCUUUUCUAUCCAUAUUUACUUGGUCUGCUAUGUUUCUCACAGCUGACAAUCUUUAUGCACAAUUUAAUGAAUUUUUGCAAUGUUUUCAUCAGAUCUGCUCAUUACUGGCUGCCUUGAUCACUCUUCAUCAGUGACACCUUCUCUCCCCUCAGAAAAAUGUUCCAUCCAUUUGUACACUGCCAAUUUCUUCAUGGCAUUAUCCCCAUAAACUUGGACUAACAUGUCCCUGAUUUAAUUUCCAUUUUUGCCCAAUUUAACAAGAAAUGUAUGAAUAUUUACUUGUUGCUUUAAUUCAAACUCUGACAUUUUCAUGACAGCUCACAACAGCAAUAAUGAAUGUCACUCAGGAAGACACCACCAUGCAUUGACAUGAACACAGCUGUGAGACACUGAUACAUGAAGGUUAUAAAACCUUACUGAGUUGUUUGUACAGUGCUGCCAGUGUAAGUGUACAGUGGCAAGUUCACAAACCUAAUUGUCAGAAUUCAUAUGGAAGGAAGAGUCUUUAUGGGGUCAAGAUAAAAGGAAACCAACAGUGUUCAUAGAGGGAUAGAUAAACCAUAUCUACUAGAAAUGAACAUUUUCAUUAUCAGAGAGGUAUAUUUGUAUUUCUAUGAGGCUGAACUAUUCAAUGCAAUUAUCCAUAACCUGCACUGCACAGCCUCAAAACUAUCCGAAUCCCUUUUAACCACUCCUGUUACUCAUGAAAUAAUCCUCUGAUUACUCAUUCAGUAUCCCAAAAUCUUGACAGUAACAAAAAGGUACCAUUUUAAAGAAACGUCUGCCUAUUAGAACCACCUAAGGAAUUUAAAAAUAAAAAUCCCUGGCCUUACCCUAGAGAUUCUGAUUCAGUAGAUCUGCAGUGGGGUCUUGGAAUCUAUUUCACAAAUCUCCCCCAGGUGACUGAUACACACCCAGAUCUGGUAUGUCCUAUAAGUUAAUUCAAUUCUGACACUGCCAGGUUAGAGGCAGACCCCACAGGUUAAGCACUCAGUCCCACAAAACUGCCUGCACUUCUAGAACCAAGUGUAAGUCCCACUUGUGCUUCUGAACCAGUGGGCAUAAAUUGGAGUUACGGUAAUGAUUCCUCCUUGGAGUUUGUAAUUUGUUAGAACAGCUCACAGAACUCAGGAAAAAACUUUACAUUUAUUCAUUUGUUAUAAAGGGUAUCUGUAGGGUACAGAUGAAUAGCAGAUGGAAGAAAUGCUUAGAUCAAGAUACAGAGAAGGGGCACAGAGUUUCUGUGCCCUCUUUCGCUGCACCACCCUCCAGACAACUCCAUAUCUUCACCAACCCAGAAGUUCUGAAAUAGUUCAGGGGUUUGGUUUGGUUUGGUUUUUCCAUUUGCCAGGAAUAAGCAGAGAUCAGGGAUUUUUAUGGAAGCCUCAUGUAGGUAUCUCAAUCUCCAAUAUCUCAAUCUCCAGUCCCUCUCCUCUUCCUGGAAGAUGGGGUAGAUAAGUGGGGCUGAAAAUUCCAAGCGUCAAUUCCUAAUACCACAGUACUUGAUUUGAAUUUAUUAACAGUGAAAUGAUAAAAGAGAAGCAUAUCUAAUGGGGGUGCGACCUUAGAUAAUUCCAUAAUAAGCCCUUUAAUAUGUAUCUGUGAGAAGGAGUUGGUGGGUUUUACUAUCUAGAAAUGUUGGGGUCUUAGCAUAUAAUUGAGGUCUGCUUGGCACUCAUGGGAUGGCUCUAUCGCUAAGCACACUUUUUCACUUUUCUGUGCAAAAUAUAAAUAAUAGACUUAUCACUUUCCAUGAAUUUUGCCCUAUGCUGUGGGCAGUAUUCUUUUUUCAGGAGGACAGGUAAACAUAGCCCAGUGCUCUGGCUCAUUUUGUUAUCCCUUUGUUUGGUUUAUUUAUUUUUUAGAGAUGGGGUCUUGCUCUGUCCCCAGGCUGGAGUUCAGGCAGGAGCAAUCAUAGUGCACUAUAGCCUCAAACUCCUGGGCAUGCAUUCAAGAAUGAGAAAAAUGUGAAAGCUGGAAUGAUUAUGCAAUAUAUAACCUUUCACUAGAAUCUGCUAUUGGAUAAAUAUGUUUUUUCAUGCACAUGAAAUUAAGUAUAUAUUAACCAAAUUCUGACUUGCUAUUUCAAUAAAACAAAAAUGCCAUGAUACUUCAUUGGACUUACUUGGCUCAUGAUUUCAAAAUUGAAAUUCAAGUUCAUGUAUAAUAAAUGCUUAAGAGCCUACACUUAAUUUGUUUUAUUAUAGAUCCAUAAAUAUUAUUCAAGAAGGAGAACAUACUAUUUGUUUUUCACAUAGAAUUUCUGUGGGGUAUUUUCCCUCCAGAUUAAAAAGUGUAAGGGAUUUGGGGAUUUUAAAACUUUUUUCUUUUAAGAUGAAAAAUUGGCUGGGCAUGAUGGGUCAUGCCUGUAAUCCUAGCACUCUGGGAAGCCAAGGCAGGCAGAUUACUUGAGCUCAGGGAUUCAAGACCAGCCUGAGCAAGAGUGAGAUGCCAUUUCUACUACAAAUAGAAAAACUGGCCAGGGGUAGUGGUGCACACGUGUAGUCUCAGCUACUGAGGAGGCUGAGGCAAGGGGAAUGCUCAAGGCCAAGCAAGAGUUUGAGGUUGGCUGUGAGUUAUAAUGAUGCCAACAGUGCUCUAUCCAGGGAGACAGACAGAAGACUGUCUCAAAAAAAAAAAAAAAAGAUGAAAAGUGAAAGUUUUGAAGGUUUAGAAUUUGCCCUCAGAUCUUGAAUUUAUUUCCAGAGAUGGUAACUAUGUUUUGUCAGCUGUACUUAUCUUCCUGCUACUUUUCAGUGUCUUGACCUAAUAGAGGACAGGAACAAGAGCUCUGUUGCUUAUCACUGUGACAAAAUAGGGGUCACCUGGAGGCUUUGGGUCAGUGUGGGGAGGAGCAGAUAGAAAUAUGCUUUAACUUUGGCUGCACUUACUUUUAGAGAGACGAAUUGAUUUUAACUCAAGACUUCUGCCACCUUUUUCAUUUGUUUUCUGUAUUCUAUGGCAAUCUUGUAGGACAUAAACCAAGUGAUAUUUUCACCAAGUUUUUAUUUAAAAAAUUUCAAACUUAGCAAAAAUCUAAAAGAACAACACAAAGAACACCCUGACAACUUUUAUAUAGAUUUGCCAGUUAUUAACAAACAUGGUGUCUUACUUCCUCAUAGUAGAUCAGGAUAAAUACUUUUGGCAAGAACUCCACAAAGGUGGCAGCAUCUUACCCCAUCUCCUCAGAGUCACUAUUGGUGUUGCCAAAUUUGAUCACUGUCCAACAGGAGAUGGCCAUUGGAGACUCUCCAUUGUAAAAGUACCAUUUUCCUUUUGUAGUCAGUAAAUAAUCUGUGAAGUAAUAAUUUCACACCUCGUGGAUAUCCUGUUUCUCAAGAACUCUUCACGUCUUUUAGCAGCCAUGUGAAAUCUUUGCCUGACCAUUUGUCACAUGGUCAUUGAGCUCAAGAGAGGGCUACAAAAUUAUGAUAUUUUGUUAUUUCUUCUAUGUGUAUUGGCUGGCAAGUUUUUGUAAAGCAGAGUUUCUUCACAUUCUUCUUCCUCUCUCUCGAGAAUUCUUGUGGACGCGUAGAUUAUUCAUUAAUGUUUUAUAGUCUGUGUCUACACAAUACCUUUUGUUGCCCUAAAGCUCAUGAUUUUAAUGACAGACCUUCGAUUUAAAGCAGAAAUGACAUUGGUGUUAUGAAAGUGUUACAUUUAAUUUUUAGCAUGAUUAAGUAAUGCUAUUUCAUAGACUGUUGAAUAUAAUUGAGAUAGUUUAUCAUAAUUAUAAACAUCAUGACCACAGAAACACUAUAUUGGGGAAUAACUGCUCUGACCUUAACACUACCAAUGUUGUGCCACAUGGCGUGAGCAAGUGGACCACGUAGGGGAGAGCAGGCUGCACUGCAGCUUGGAAGCAGGCCCCAGAGUAUGG
This is a messenger RNA of Nycticebus coucang (slow loris), 9773 nucleotides long. RefSeq names its product solute carrier family 46 member 3 (gene SLC46A3). Gene Ontology annotation, molecular function: transmembrane transporter activity. The record is from RefSeq and is a predicted model, not a curated record. Gene Ontology annotation, cellular component: lysosomal membrane. The coding region runs from base 288 to 1673 and encodes 461 amino acids. Lineage: Eukaryota; Metazoa; Chordata; Mammalia; Primates; Lorisidae. Gene Ontology annotation, biological process: vacuolar transmembrane transport. The transcript is spliced from 6 exons.